AUGAUUUUACGGUUAUCACGGGUGCUACAGCACACGAUAUGUUUGUUAAUUGUUAUCAGGAUACACGCUGGGUAUUACGAACUUACACAGAAUGAUAUUGACACAGUGAGUGACACUAUUGAUUUUUGGUGAUAAAAGUGUAAUGAAUAUUCACCUUAUAUCUAAUUUAUAUUAAUUUAGCUAUUGAAAUUAUUUUAAAAUAAAUGGGAGUUUGUAAUAAUUCCAAUUUUUUCAGUAUUUCGACGCAGAUGCAGAAGAGCACGAAACAGUUUUGUCGCCAGAAGACUUCGCCGCAAUGUCAGAAUAUGGGCUGGAUUCAGAAGCACCAGCUGACGAUCUCUGGGACAGUGAUGCCAUGUACAAUCAUGACAAGUUCGAGGGUGAUAUUGCGAAUGAUGUAGGUGGUUUUAAAUGGCAUUUUAGGCGUUUUUAACUAAUUUUUUAAAAAAUUAUUAAUUUUUUCUCAAAAAAUUGGUUUUUAAACUAAAACUUGCACAAACCUACAAAACUAAAAAAAGCAAAAUUUCAGUUAAAUGCCUCAACCGUGACCACAUUCAUCCAAGGCGGUCCAGUCAACACCAACUCCACCAACACCCAACUCAAUGCCAUCAGAGAUCGUCGCCAGCUGUGGAAAAACGGUCGUAUCCCCUAUGCCAUAAGUUCCCAGUACAGUGCCUACAGUAGGUCAGUGAUUGCUUCAGCAAUGCAAGAGUACGCCACUCAUACCUGCAUCCAAUGGUCACCUCGUACUGCCAAUGACAAGGACUAUGUUUACAUUAUGCCGGAUCGAGGUUGCUACUCGAUGGUGGGCCGAACUGGUGGCCGACAGACAUUGUCGUUGGGUAAUGGCUGCAUUCAGAAGGGUAUUAUCAUUCACGAGAUGAUGCACGCUGUUGGGUUUUUCCACGAGCAAUCUCGGACUGACAGAGACAACUACAUCACCAUCAUGUGGAACAACAUUCAGCCAGGAAUGCAAGGCCAGUUCGAGAAGUACAGUUCAGUGACCAUCCAAACAUUGGGUGCUGAGUACGACUUCUCGUCGAUUAUGCACUAUGGGCCUAAGGCGUUUAGUCGAAACGGCAUGCCAACUAUAGUACCAAAGCGAAAGAGUAAUAUUGGUCAAAGAAGUGGCUUCUCCCAGACUGAUUCUUUCAAAAUCAACACUUUGUACGAAUGCCCUAACCGAAACACUAAAACAGUAGUACCAGUGGCUCCAGUAGCGCCGGUUUCCGCCACUCAAUCCCCGAGUGUCAUCGUACUAACCGUAGCACCACAUACUACAACACAAAUGCCUACCCUAGCCACGGCCGAACCCUAUGUUAGUACGGAAGCACCAAAAGGAACACUAGCACCAAUCCCAGCGGCCAACUGCUCCAACUCAAGACCAGACUGUGAACAAUUGGCACAACAAGGCUGGUGCCAAAGGAACCCGCCUUGGAUGAGAGAUAACUGCCCAGCUGCUUGUGGAAUGUGUGAGAAGGCGGCGGCCUGUGAAGAUCUUCGAGUGGACUGUCCGGAGCUGGUGAAGCGAAGGUACUGUAUCACGGCUCAAAACUUUUCAAAAAGUUUUUGCGCCAAAAGCUGUGGAUUCUGUUUCGCGCCGCCAACAGAGUCAGCGAGCACGCUGAUUGCGGGUUCUGGAGUUACACAACCAACUAUUGCUACACGACAGCCGUUGGUCACGUUCUGGCCUAACAAGUGAGUUUUUAAACGUAGUGAGGGGCAGUUGUAACAUAUCUUUGGGAAAUGGAACUACUUAUAACAUAUUUUAUAUUUAAAAAGGAGUAUAAUUUACUUUAUUUAAUAUUUUCGGUAACAAUCAAAAAUUUUUGUUUCCUAAAAUAACUCACACCUGAAUUUUAUAGAAAUAGCGUUCUUACAAAAGCUGUGUAACUUAUACUACUUUUUAAAUAAAGUUGUAUCUAAAAUAAAAACAUUUUGUUACCUAAAAUAACGCUCAAAAGAAUAAAUCAGUCUUUCUGAAAGGUAAUUCAAUUUAAAUCCCAUUUAAUUAUUUUAAAGGUACCUAAAAAUCAACAGAAAACUAAAAAAAACUUACCUGAAUAUCUCCGGUAACCAAAAUCGUGCUCUUUGCUUCGAUCUUCAUAUUACCCAUGAGUUUUUGUGAAAAAUUGACUUCAUAUUGUUCGGUUUGACCUAAAAAUAUUGAUUAUUAAAAAGAAAUAAUAUUUUAAAGACCAGGUAACAAUUACAUACCUAAAUAAAGUUUAAAAAAGGUAAUAAUUGGGAGAUAAAACAUGAAAACUUCUUGGAAACGAAGUUUUUUUUCAGAAAAAUAAUUAUUUUUUCGUUUUUCACAGAUUUUGGUCGUUUUUGAGAUAAAAUGUCAAGUUUUUCAAACAUUUUUCUGGUUGUUUAUGUUCUCUUGAGUAGAAUGCGUAUUAAUUUUGCUUUUGAAUAACAUGGUAGUUAGUUUUGUUUUAAAAACUAGUAAGAAAAGGCUUGUUUAAGGUCUGGUUUGUAUAAAAUAUGUUAGGCUUAACUUGUUUUGUCAAAUGCUUUGUGAUUUACCCUUCUUGGCCUCUAAAAAACUUACUAUAAUAUAACAUCCAACUUUUAAAAAAAUUUUUACAAAGUUUUUCAAUAUAAAAUCAAACUUUCUGAAAUUCCAGGCCAAGCUUGCCAGUAGCCUCAACCUCUGCUCCAUCAGUACCAUUGACGUCGUGUCGCGACAAGAAACACUUUUGUCCGCAUUGGAAGUCGGCUGGCUUCUGUUCCGGCAUCUUCCAGCCUUAUAUGCGGCAAAACUGCGCAAACUCGUGUGGAUGGUGCUGA
This is a messenger RNA of Bursaphelenchus okinawaensis, 2796 nucleotides long. The record is from the annotation of a GenBank genome assembly. NCBI's taxonomy places the organism in Eukaryota, Metazoa, Nematoda, Chromadorea, Rhabditida, Aphelenchoididae.